This is a messenger RNA of Callorhinchus milii (elephant shark), 6525 nucleotides long. RefSeq lists its product as uncharacterized. The record is from RefSeq and is a predicted model, not a curated record. The transcript has 20 exons. Gene Ontology annotation, molecular function: protein binding. Lineage: Eukaryota; Metazoa; Chordata; Chondrichthyes; Chimaeriformes; Callorhinchidae. The coding region runs from base 863 to 4105 and encodes 1080 amino acids.
GGGAUAUCUUGUUUCGAGAAGAGUUGCUGAGGGACAAAUGGACAUCUCUGCUGGAUCCAUCUCGUAACAAGGCGAUUCAGACACCCUCCAUAGGGCAGUGUGUUCAAGAGGCCAUGAUCAUUGCAAAGUUGGCUUCGGAAUGUAUUUACGAUUACCCGAAAUUCUCAGAGGCUAUCAAGGAAGGUCGUCUUACACCACUGCUGGAAUCACAUUCCUCUCCAUUGGCAGAGAUGAUGCAGGCUCUUAGAUGCGGUGAUGUGGAGCAGGUCAGAGUUGUCCUUAAAAGACCUGGGACUCAAAAAGAGCUGUCCAGAUUGUUGGACCUUGAAAGAGAACAAUUAGCAAGGGAGGAUAACUCUUCAUCCAUGGCUGAAAAACUGGGUACUAGUGAGAUAGAGCAGGAGAAUACGAAGUAUGGAGAUGACAUAAUUAACCCCAAUGAAAUAACACGUCAUGCUGUUGUUACAAUGGAUCCCAAUUCCAGUCAACCACAGGCUGCUGUACUGGAGCUUGCCAAUCAGAAAGUCCCUGGCGCAAAGUCAAGCAGCACAUCUCUACACACGUAUAGCAGUUGUGACAAUAGUGAGCCUGAUGGUCACGCUUUGUCAAGGUCACAGCUCAACAUGCAAAGAGAAUCCUCCAGCACAGAGGUCAUGGCAUUCAAAGGCACCAUCACCACACUUGAAGCUGAAAUACAAAAGCUGCAGACAGAGAAAGCAGAGCUGGACCAACAUUUGCAAGGCAAAAACAGCCUGCUACUCAAGACAACUGCAGAAAGAAGUGAACUGGAGAAAAAACUGUGCGCUACAGAAAGUCAAGUCACAAUUUGUCUGAGAAACUUGAUGCGGUGACGCAAGAAAAGAUGAAGGAAGAAGAAACGAUGAAGAACAACUUGAGAAAGGAGAAUGAAGUGCUGGAGAAGACAAACAAGGAGCUGCUAAAUAGAAUAGCAAAGCUGGAAAAUGAGCGGAGGAAAAUGGAGGUAGAGUUACAGGAAGAGAAUCAGAACGCUUUACAGAACUUUUCGAUGCUGGCAGAGGAGAAGCAGAAACUGGAAGAACAGCUCGCCUCUGUGCAGAGAGCAAAUACGCAGCAGAUAUUGGAAUGUCAUCAGGCUGCUAAAGGAAUGAGUACUCAAAAUGAGAAACUGAAGAAAAGAAUAGCAGAGCUGGAAAGCGAAGAUAAAAUACUUAUUGAUGCAAUGACAGGGCUGAAGGAAGAGAUAGAAAAGGGAAAGCAAGAUAAUCACCUACUGUUCAACAAGAUGAACAGGCUUGAGAAUGAGAAGGCAGAGGUUGGUCAUCGAAAUGUGCAACUGUUGAAAGGAGAGAACGAGGAGCUUUCAGAGAAGGUCAAUAUAUUAGAAAGCAAAGCAGAACAGUAUCUUACUCAAAUCACUGCCCUGCAGCACAAACUGAACCGUUUGGAGCACGUAAACAGCAAAUUGAUGAGAUUGAAUGAAAAUCAAAUUGAAGAAAUGAAUGUGGAAAUAACUGAUGAAAAAGACAAAUUGGUGGAAUCUGCUGAGAUUCUCGAGCAACCAAAUAAGCAAUCACUGCAGGAUACUUCUUUGGUAAAAGAAGAUGGGGAGACAGUAUUCAAAACUGAACAAAUAUUUUCAUUGAGCAAAGGUCUGGCAAGGCAGAAGUAUGGAUUUAAUGAUGGAUUGACAGAGUCACCUAUAGUGAAAGACAUUGGAGGACCUACUGACGAUUCAAAGCUGGGGUCUAAUAAGGGAUCGCAGCAGGAAGAAUGUGUGGCCAAACUAAUCGGAGAGGGGGUGAGACGGUGCUCAGCAGAAGGCUUGGUUGUGAAUGGUGCUGCUCCAGAAGCUCUUUAUCACUGUGACAAAACUGAACAACUGGAAUGUGCUGCUCAGGAAAAAGAUGAGAUAAACAAAGUUCAACAAAGUGGUCUGAUGCAAGCUGAGGCCAUGUUUACAGCUGAAGACGUAUCAUUAAAAACUGUAAAGCAGCCCAGGACUGAGAACGAUACGAUGAACUGCACAAGACAAGAGCUGGCACUUCAGCAGCAGAUACUGGCGUUGAGGUCUUGUCUCAAAGAUCAGACCAUUCUACAGAGGAGACUGCAGCAAUUAGAACAGCAGCUGGGGAUCCUCCAAAACCAAUUUGAUGAGAAGUCUAAGGUUGAAGUAAGUCUAAGAGAAAACAAUUCCCAAUUGAAAGAACAACUUUGUGCCUUGGAAGAAUGGAGCUGUAAAGCACAGGAGCUGAAAGCAAGUUCUGAGCUGAUGAAGAGAGAGUUUGAAAAGAUGGGAAAGAGAAAAACAGAAGCUGAACUGCUUGUAGCUCCAUUAAAGGCCAAAGUGUCCUGCCUUAUUCAGAAAUGCCACGACAGGAACAGCCUGAUCAUAAAGCUGGUGAAGGGGCUCUGUGGAUGUGGCUUUAUCAAUAUGGGCCUGAUGGAAGAGGCUGAGGAUCUGCUGAAUGACACUGCAGUGCUGGAGUACACGAGGACCUUCCUGCCCUCGUACAGCCAACUGGGGAACAUGAAGAUUAGUGGAAUCUCAGCUGCAAAUCCUGACCAAGGUUUGCAUCCUGGUCUUCUGGACUCUCUUUCCAGUCAAAGGGGAAACAUUGUGGAUUCCAGUCCAUCUUUAAUCUACAGGUCAUGUGUAGCCAAUGCUGACUACCACCCUUCUGAGAACAUGCCCCACACAGUCCUGCCUGCUUUGCCUCUCUCUGUUGGAGAUGUGGUCCGAGUCACCGGGUUCCCAGAUAGCCAUGGAUUGUACCACGCUGAAGUGAAUGCGGUAUUGGGGCUGGUUCCAGCCAGCUUUCUGGAUGAGGCAGAUGAUGUCCAUCGUGCACACACACCUCAGAGCAAGUCUACUCUGAAUGCACAGCUGAGUAGCCCAGAAAGGAUCCUAGCGUUCUACCAACAGCUUCAGCAGGGACAUAGCAGUAACUACCAGGUAACCCCUUCUGUGACCACUGGGUCAUUCUCAGCAAUGGAUCCCAGUUCAGUGUCUAUUUCCUCACCAAAUCAAGAACAUGUGCAGCGCCCUUUGGUAUCAAGGCUACACAAUGAACUGGAAUGUUCAAUUAGUGAGACUCGCUGGCAAACUGCAGGAGAGAAGCAGGAGCAACACCACUCACUCCAGUCUGCUGACCCUGCUCAGUGUUGCUCAGGAGACUGUGGUGCGGAUGACCCAAAAAGCACACAGGGAUCCGGGGGAAAUACUAGUGAGACAUGCCAACUAAUAGCAGCAGGAUGCAAUCUAUCAGAUAUGUUGACACUAAAUCUCAGAGAAGACCAUGAACGGUGGACAGCAGCAACUGCUAUGCAGGGAGUAAGAGGACCAACAAUGGCACAAGAGCCCCCUGCACCAGUUGUCUCAGUCCGGAUUAUAAAACCAGUCGGCCAGAGCAACCUGGUGGUUAACUGGGAGAAGCCUGGUACGGAUGAAAAGGGAUCCAGCAAUCAUACGUCUGUCCAAGGCUAUAGGAUAUUCAUUGAUGGCGAAUUUCACAAGUCGGUGAUGGGAUCAGAUUGCACAAAGACUGUGCUGGAAGAUCUUGACCUGACUGUACCAUUUCAAGUCAGUGUUCAGACAGUCGGAACCAAUGGUCUGGUGUCUGGGAAGGUUACUGUCCUCUUUCAGAACUGCCAACCACAAAAGAAGGCUUUGUCUGAACUGUCCUGUCUUUCACCAGCCAGUCACCCCAGUGACUGCUCUGAGAAAUUUCAGGAAAUCAAAUCAUCUCAGGAUUGCUCCUUCUUGUCGACACGUAAUCCUAAAGCAAGAAUGUUCCUUGCAAUUUAUGACUAUCACCCGUUGCAAGACAGUCCCAAUAUCCAUCCUAGUCAGGAACUAGCCUUUAAAGAAGGGGACAUUGUUUGGACAUUUGGAAAGCAAAGGAGAGAUGGUUUCUGUGAGGCCGAGGUCAAUGGGAGGCGAGGUCUUGCACCAGUCAGCUUUCUUGAAGAAGUCAACAUUGGAUUGCCAAAAACAUUAAAGCAAAAAGUGACAAAGUCAGUGGGUUCAUCUCCAGGACAUCAUGGGAUACCCAAUAUUUCCAGCUGCUCUGAACAUCUCCACAAUCAAAAUGUGAAUAGACGCCUGCUGCUGAAACGUGUGUGAAAGAGGUUGAUUGAAAGGGCAAGCUUGCUGUGCAGAAGAUCUAAAUGUACAAUGCUGCUGGUUAAAGCCACAACUCUGCUAGAACAAUAAACGGUCGUGCUCUAUGAAUACAGGUUAAGAAUAUCUGCAAAUGAAGUUUAUCCUCCAAUUCCAUUUGGUGCUAACACCCAGCAAAACCACAGCCUUGAAUUAAUCUUUGCCUUUAAUUUGUUACAAGGUAUAUGUGUUUAAUUCUCAUGUUACCUUCCUCUUGGUUCCUGCUUUGUAUUCCUUGCCAAUAUCCGGGACCUUUCUACUAGGUCUUUGAAGUUUGUAUCCAAUGUUCUUUAUGCGCUCUCUUCCAUGUUUGGUCAGAAAAAAGCUUUAACUCAGCACAAGUAACUAUUAGCAACUAAAAUGAAAACCUAAAAAAUCUGGAUCGCAAUUCUCACCAGAGCUUGUGGCGCUGUACAGCGGUGCCAUUAGUCUGUGUCUUCUCAAGGCAGAUAGAUACAGAACAGCACAACAUUUAUUUCCUCAGAAAUAAUGGAACUCAGCAUUCAGUUCAUCAAUUGUAAAAAAAAAUUGGGAAUUCAAAUAUAGGUUAUAUGUGUGAGAAUAUUGUCUUGGAUGUUGAUUUGUGACUCAGAUAAACAGCAAACAAAGGGACUUUCUCUUGAAUUCAUUCACGAAACACCAUUCAUCAUAGUUGCAUGUGUGCGGAACUUAAUAAGCCAGUACAUGCAGAGGAGACACAGGGCUACUUUACAUCUCUCUAUCCUGAUACUAGUCUUCUGCGUGACUGACGUCAAGGGCCUUUUUUUAAAAUAAAAUAAUAACUUAGCGCAGUUAUCACUAAGCAGAUUUGUUUAACAUUUCACUUCUUUUGAAGUGUAUCUCAGGACUUCAUUCAGGAGGCAAUAGUGCUUAUUUAUUCUUUGUUCUAUAUUUGUAUAUCAUGUGUACAGGAUGAGACUACUUGUUUGCACUUUUCAUUGUCUAUUGCACCUGAAGAAGAAAAAUAAAUACUUUGAAUUUAUUUUUGAAGAAAGAAAGAGACUGCACUGACAACUUUUGAGGUGUCGUGGGAGUGUAAUUCUUCCUAAAUUUGUUCUUGACAGAAAUUUGCUUCCCACAAAACAAUGAGAAUUGGUCACAACGGGGUCAGUCCUUUAGUUGCUACUGCAUUUAUCAAUCCUGUAAAGGUUGGAGGGUAAAGCCUCCAAUACUGGUGGGUCUUACUUGAGUGUGAAAGUCUUACCUAAAAAUAUUAGAACAUUAUUCCUUCCGUCUUCUCCGAGGUACUCGAUACCAAAAUCUGUGAAUUAUUAAACUUGGAAAUAUUUGAUAUCAUCCCAGUCCCUUGAUUCGCUUGGUUCUUGUUGUGGUACUACUAACAUUAGGAGCCUCUAAUGGUUUAGACCAGAUGUUUUCCCUCAAUUGACACAAUUCCCUUUCUGCCGAUACUGUUAAACACUGUUAAUGUUGAUGCAUAUGCGUUAUGCUCUGUACUAUUUAAUCACUAGUAAAGUAGAUGGGGGUGAUUUGAUUUCACAAAUAAAUUUGCCAGUAACUUUGAGCUUUCACUGAACAAUAUUGUGGAUAAUCCAAGAGCAUUCAGUGAUUUUUUUUGUUGCAUGAGACAUAGUAAUUUUGCUCAAAUGAGGAAAUGGAUCCAAUUGAAGAGUCCCUUUGCACUCCCUUUCUUCUGAAACUUUGUAAUGUUUGUUGAUUUAAAAAAAACUGCAGUGCAUGAGUCGUUGAUAUUGUACUGUGGCCUUGUGACAAACAGCAGAUCUAAACUUUAAUCCAUUUACAUAAAUACCAGCCUACAAGAAACAAUACCCACAUCUUUUCUUCAUUUCUUUUCCAAUGGGACAAAAACAGGUAUCCUUACACACACAAUUCAACUAGGUUUUAAAUUUGUUUCUGACACUUUAUAAAUCCUUUAGUGCCUUAUGGGGGCAGAGAGGAAGCAAAUAUACCAAUACUAGUUUCUGCACAAGCCAAAAUGGUUUGGUUUUGUCUCUCCAGAGCAAAAUCUUCUUGAGUUAGAUAUCAUCGAUUGUUAUAGAGUUUCUCUAUAAGGCUCGGUGGUGAACAUUUUUUCUUAGUCUGCAAAUGCCUUGCAAAAAAGGAGGAAACAUAAUGGAGUAGAGUUUAGAUGUGCACUUUAUUAAACAAUAGAAGUGUAAGAGAAGUCUGUCACCAGAUUUCCAAUGUACAGAUUAUUAAAUACACGUAUUGUAGUUACCAAUGUUUACUAAAUGGCUGUACAUCACACAUUUAUAAGAUGUUUAUCAAAUAACGUGGAAAAAGUUACUUAAACUUGUUGAUUUACUUGUUAAUAAAAUUGUAAGGUUAUUUUUAUAUGCUGGUCACAUGUAAAUGAUUUCGAUACAUUUGUAUAUUGUAUAAUGUAUGCAUUUUAUAUUAAAAUG